Dufourea novaeangliae is the source of this 12063-nucleotide messenger RNA. RefSeq names its product dynein heavy chain 6, axonemal (gene Dhc16F). Lineage: Eukaryota; Metazoa; Arthropoda; Insecta; Hymenoptera; Halictidae. Gene Ontology annotation, molecular function: ATP binding; ATP hydrolysis activity; minus-end-directed microtubule motor activity. The transcript is spliced from 61 exons. The record is from RefSeq and is a predicted model, not a curated record. Gene Ontology annotation, biological process: microtubule-based movement. The annotation marks the transcript as partial. Gene Ontology annotation, cellular component: dynein complex.
AUGCUCGACAAAAUCGAUCACAAACCGGUGAUUCGAGAACCGUUGACCGGGUUCAGCGAUCAACAAGAAAAGAUCAGGAGAGAAUUCUGCAAACCGUAUAUUCCGCCAGUGAGAACGGUACAAGAGGAAGUCGUGUCAACUGGUAACGCAUUUCCACCAGGACAGAAACAAAAACUUUUACCAUGGGAAAGAACGCUCGUGGUUACGGAAAAACAAGACAAACCAAAGGACACCGACGCGCCUCCGUUGGUGGAUCAGCUGGAGUUGAUCCGACAGCUGCGAGAUGAUCCGAAAAUUGGAUUUUUUUAUAUGAUCUACGCUGUGGGCCGAUCCUCGCAGUAUUUCACUCCUUAUGCCUUGAAGCUUGUUCAUUACAAAGAUGUGGGCAAAACGUACAUGACGAUCAGCGCCAGCGGUGUAACCCAAUACACAUCCGACGAAAUCAGUUUCACGCCGAUCGAACAGUGGGAAAGGGAAUAUAAUUUUUAUUUGAAAGUGUUAAACAUAAGAUCGUUCGUGGUGUUUCGAAAGUGGAAGGCGUUCUUCGUAUGGAAGAAAACGAUCUCGUGUCACAAAUUUUUGGAAGCGAGAAAUUAUUUACAAGAGAAUCUUUUUAUAUCGGAUCCGAUUCUCAGCAAAGCUUUGUUAGAGAUCAAGUCGAUGUGCUCGGUCUUUCUCGAUUCAAACUUUUUCGAUGGUAGCACGAUCGAAAAAUUGCUGCUCUUUUAUUUCGUAGAGAAACAGUUCGCUAAACUCGAACGAAUCAGAGAUAAAUUGGACGAGUUCAGGGUACUAGCGAAAGAUAUUGUUAACAACGCCUGUUUGGGUGCACUGUUACGAGCUGGAUACACACCGGAUGAUUCUAAUAUAACGAUCGAACAAACUGCUUUUGGAAAAUUGGGUAAUUAUUUGGUUUGUGCUGUUAAGUUUAAAAUGCCGAAAGACGGUGUUCUAAAAAUGAGUUAUAUCGAGCAGGCCAGAAAAAGGGAGAAAUGUUACCGGCUCUCUUGCUUCAUUCACCUGAUCGAUUACAUGAAAACGAACAUGAUGCACGGUCUACUGGUAAACACUUACACGGCGUUUAUAGCGGCCCUGAGGACUCACACGGAAUGUUUACCCGACGACGAGAUGAUAGAGAACGAUGUAAUUGAUAUUCCGCUGAAAAAAACAUUGUCUACGAACCCACGUAUUCAGUGGCCAUAUUUCGUGGUGGAUCUGCUAAUUUUACCGUCAUCGGAAAUCGUAAUGGAUCCAUCCGAAUCGAUCUUUCGGUUCGUGAUACAAACGAUUGAAAUUAUGUGGGAGGAGAAUAUAUUCGCGAUCAGACCUCUUCUCUCUGAUCCUUUCUUUCACUCGUUCACCAGGCCUAUGAUCAAUCGCAAGAUAGAAGAACGGAUUUCCGGUAAUCCUCCGGAGAUGCAAGACGUGCUGAAGCAAGACCCGAUCACGCGAGCCCUGAAAAUCGAGCUGAAAGAUAUUCUCAAACAGAAUUUCGAUAUCGUGAAACGUUACUGUGUACGUUUCGAUGGUAUUCGCGAAUUCCAUCGCGAGGACACAGUGUUCGAUGAGAAUAUCAUUCGCGACAAUCGGGACUGCAAGUUGUUCCGCGAGUGGAGCAUACGGUACAGAAGCGAGGUGGAAUUGAUCGGUAAAGUUAUCGAUUCUCAGCCGUUGGGCAUUUUCUUCGUUCAACUGGAACGAUUCAAGGUCGCCGCGGAAAUCGCUCCCAGAGGGAAGAUCGGAGUGAUCGAAGCCGUUAUGCCUGGGCUAGGAAAGACCAGAGUCGACGCUCUGUUGACGCAAGCCAUUGACUCGAUUAAUUAUCUGGAAUCGGACCCGGUCACUACGGAAGACUAUGUCGCGUACAUAACGUUCGUGGACAAGGCACGGGAGACCGUGGAUGAGAUGGAAGCGCAGCUCGAUUACGUGAAAGAGCUGUACGACUUGAUGGAGGAGUUCAACUUUCCUAUACCGUCGAUGGAUAUGGCGAAUUAUCUGGGAAUCGGCGCGCAUUUCACCAGUUUACGAUUGGUGGUGGAGAACAUGCUCGAGGCGCGACCGAAGUUGAUCAACAAAUUCAAUGCUCAACUCCAUAAGGAUAUUACGGCAUUGAACGAGAGCAUAUCGGAGAUCCACGACGAAAUAAUGCAACCUUGGUUAUUGGACUACGAAAGCGACGACGUGGCCUGUCUUGAUACUUUGAAGGACCUUGGUAACCGACUGGCAGCCUGCUCAGCGAUCGCGGAGGAAUAUCGUGCUCAUCAAAGGGCGUUCAAGCUCGAGCAGACGAGAUUUGACGUAUUGGAUCAAGUGACGAACGAGCUGAGGCUGCGCACCCUGUUGUGGGAGACGCUCGUCGAAUGGGAGAGCGCUGUCUGCGAGUGGCAUUCGGCCGAUUUCGAUACGUUGAACGUGGACGAUAUCACCUCGUUCACGAUGCGUACCAUGAAGAAUCUGAUCCAAUUGGAACGCGGCCUGCCGCCAAAUAACAUUGUGCCCGAUUUGAAGGAGAACGUCGAGCUACUGCGAAACAAAUUACCGGUUCUGGGUUACCUGAGGAAUCCCGAUCUACGGGACCGACACUGGGAUCGAAUCGAGCAAAUAUUGAACUACAUGUUCAUGCCAGAUGUGAAGAAAACCUGGGUACAGCUGGAGAAUCUUGGCGCUUUUCUGAAGCCGAACGAACUGAUGGAGGUCGCCGCUGCGGCUAGUUCCGAGGCGAAUCUGGAAUACAUGCUGAAGAGGGUCGUGGAAACAUGGGAAGAGCUGAAGUUCGUGGUAGUGCCCCAUAAAGAGGAGAAGGACAUAUUUAUUUUGGGCAGUCUGGAGGAAGUGCAAACCGCGAUGGACGAGAGUAAUAUCAAUUUGCAGACCAUCAACGCGUCCCGUCACGUUGGACCGAUACGGCCGUUGGUGGAGGAAUGGGUUCAGAAGCUCGAUCUGUUCGUCGAUACUCUGGAAGCGUGGCAGUACUUGCAGCAACAGUGGAUGUAUCUCGAGGCGAUAUUCUCGGCUCCAGACAUUCAGAGACAGCUACCGAUGGAGGCGAAAUUGUUCAUCGAGGUCGACAAGUUUUGGAAGGACCUGAUGAGACGAACGUUCAAGUUUCCUUUGGCUAUGCCUGCUUGCAUCCAGCCGGGCUUGUUGGAACAACUGGAAGAGAACAAUCGACAUUUGGACGAAGUGAUGAAGUGUCUGGAAGCGUACCUCGAGACGAAACGCGUUGCGUUCCCGCGAUUCUUCUUCCUGUCGAACGACGAGCUGUUGGAAAUCCUGGCUCAGACGAAGAAUCCGCACGCAGUGCAACGACACCUACAGAAAUGCUUCGACGCGAUACACCGAUUGGAGUUUGCGAUGAAGGAGAGCGGGACCGGUGACGAGCAGGUGAUGACUACCGAUAUUGUCGCAAUGAUAUCGCCGGAAGGCGAGAGAGUCCCUCUUGGGCAAGGCUUGAAAGCCCGAGGGAACGUCGAGGAUUGGCUGGGUCGAGUGGAAGAGGCGAUGUUCUCUACGUUGAGAAGACGAAUGAAGCAGGGAAUCAAGGAUCUGGACGCGAAAGGACGACAGCAAUUUCUGUCUAUGCAUCCUUCCCAGAUUAUCCUCACCGUGUCCCAAAUCUUCUGGACCCGAAAUAUCCAUUUAAUCUUGGAGUCGAACGGUCACGUGCUGCAGAACAUGCGAGCGUUCGAGCAGAAAUGUUUCACGGAUUUGAAUGAAUUAGCGGUGAUGGUCAGGGGUGAAUUGCCGAAAUUGAUACGGGACGUUAUAAUCAAUUUAAUAACCGUGGACGUUCAUGCCAGAGACAUCGUGACAACUAUGGUCGAGCACAAAGUAUCGUCCAGCACGAGCUUCGAUUGGAUGAAAGCGUUGCGUUACUACUGGGACACAGAUAUCGACAAUUGCGUGGCACGUAUGAGCAACGCCGAAUAUCUUUACGGAUACGAGUAUCUUGGCGCCCAGAAGAGGCUCGUUAUAACGCCCCUCACCGAUCGAUGCUACCUGUGCCUUAUGGGAGCCCUUCAGUUAGAUCUGGGCGGUGCUCCGGCUGGUCCGGCCGGGACCGGAAAAACUGAGACUACAAAGGAUCUAGCGAAAGCUGUUGCGGUUCAGUGCGUCGUGUUUAAUUGCUCGGAGGGUCUGGAUUACAGAAUGAUGGGGAGAUUCUUCUCUGGGUUAGCGACUUCUGGGGCCUGGUGUUGUUUCGACGAGUUCAACAGAAUAGACAUCGAGGUGCUGUCCGUGAUAGCUCAACAAUUGAUUACGAUUAGGAACGCGAAAAUCGCCAGGGCGAAAGAAUUCAUGUUCGAGGGUCGAAUGAUAAAGCUAGUGAUGUCCUGCGCGACAUUUAUCACCAUGAAUCCUGGUUACGCAGGUCGUACCGAAUUACCCGAUAAUUUGAAGGCCCUGUUCCGACCGUUCGCCAUGAUGGUUCCGGAUUACAAAUUGAUAGCCGAGGUCACAUUGUACUCAGAGGGAUUCGAGUCGUCGAAACCGUUAUCGCAGAAGAUGACUCUAAUGUAUACGCUCAGUAGCGAGCAACUUUCUCAACAGGAUCAUUACGACUUCGGAAUGAGGGCGGUGAAGAGCGUGUUGGUAAUGGCGGGCAGUUUGAAACGCGACAAUCCCGACAAACCUGAGGACGUCGUCUUGAUUCGUGCAUUAAGGGAGAGCAACAUACCGAAGUUCUUGCGUGACGACGCCGAAUUGUUCGAGGGUAUCGUGGGAGAUCUGUUUCCAGGCAUUGUGAUCCCCGAGGAGGAUUACGGUGUUUUGCAAGAAACAGCUAUUACGAUAAUGGAAGAAGCCAGACUGCAGCCAGAACGUUGCACCCUGAAGAAAGCUAUUCAGCUUCACGAAUGUCUACAGGUGAGACACGGUGUAAUGCUGGUCGGACCAACCGGCGCAGGAAAGACCACUGUGCUGCGAACUCUCGCCGCGACGUACAACAGACUCCACGAGAUGGGUGUACGCGGGCCGAUUUAUCAACCGGUACACACGUACGUGAUCAAUCCGAAAGCGAUCACCAUAGGCCAAUUGUAUGGACAAGUGGACAUGAUGACCAAUGAGUGGCAUGACGGACUAAUAGGAACCACUGUUCGUCAUGCUUGUGCAUCUGUCACGGAGGAUCAUCAGUGGAUCGUAUGCGACGGCCCUGUCGACGCUAUAUGGAUCGAAAACAUGAACACCGUCUUGGAUGACAACAAAAUGCUCUGCCUGGCCAACUCUGAAAGGAUCAAAUUCACGCCGUAUAUGCGGAUGCUUUUCGAAGUGAUGGAUCUAUCUCAAGCGUCACCAGCCACUGUCAGCCGAUGCGGAAUGGUGUACGUUGACCCAGCGGAACUAAAGUGGAUGCCAUACGUGAAGACUUGGGUGACGAAUCUUCCGGAAACGCUUCUUAAAGAUGAAUAUCGAGAGUUGAUCGUCAAUCUUUUCCAAAGAUAUUUCGAGGCGGGACUAAUUUUUUGCAGAAUGAACUGCGAUUUCCCGAUUUCUCAGGUGGAUAUCAGCAAAGCAAAUAUGACUUGUACGAUAAUCGAAAGUUUUUUAAACGAGCCGAAAGCCAUUGAACGAUCCACCGACAAAGCACGAAUAAAAACGUUCAUCAUCCAGAUGUUCGUGUUCGCUUACCUUUGGUCGGUCGGUGGUAACGUUGUCGAUGCGUCUCGGGAGAUCUUCGAGGCUUUUGUGAGAAAGCAGUUCGACGAAAACGAAGAUGCACUAUUGCCAUCGAUCGACCUGUGGGAUCUUUACGUGAACGUUUCGGGUCAUCGAUUGGACGUUUGGACGGACAUUAUGCCGGAAUUCUUGUACGACAGCGAGACACCGUUCUUCGAUAUUCUCGUACCGACCGUGGACACCGUACGAUUCGGUUAUAUGAUGAAGAAAAUGGUGGAAACGAACAAACCGGUGUUCUUCACCGGAGACACCGGAGUUGGAAAAUCAGUGAUAACGAAGGUGAUGCUGAAAAGUUUGGAGGACACUCAACUCUGGGUACCGAUCACCUUGAUAUUUUCGGCUCAAACCAGCAGCGGUCGGACCCAAGAGAUUCUCGAACUGAAACUGGAGAGGAGAAAAAGGACCGUUUUAGGGGCGCCGAUUGGAAAACGUAUGUGUGUCUUCGUCGAUGACGUUAAUAUGCCGAAACUGGAUACUUAUGGUUCCCAACCGCCGAUCGAACUAUUGCGACAACUGUUGGACUUCGAAGGGAUGUACGAUCGAGAGAAAUUAUUCUGGAAACGGGUAGAGGACGUCGUAUUCGUGGCGGCUUGCGCACCGCCAGGUGGCGGUAGAAAUCCUCUAACACCAAGAUUCGUGAGGCACUUCGCGAUGCUGCUCAUCCCAGCACCUACCGAAAUGUCGUUGAAAGGAAUUUUCAAGGCGAUAAUGCACGGGUUCCUGGACGAUUUCGUCGAGUCUGUGAAACUGGUGGGUGAGAAAAUCGUGAACGCAACUGUGGACAUUUAUCGAAGAAUCGCGGAGGAUCUGUUGCCCACCCCAGAAAAGAGUCACUACAUCUUCAAUCUCCGUGAUCUGUCCAAGUGCAUCCAAGGUAUCAUGCAAGUCAACGCCACGUUUAUAAAACAGCCUCAGGAGAUGUACAGGCUUUUCUAUCACGAGUGCCUUCGUGUCUUCCACGAUCGUCUGAUAAACACAGAGGACAAGAGUUAUUUCUACAGACUUCUGAACAACGUAUGCACCGGUACCUUUGGCACCGAGGUGGUUCGACUACCGGACGAGAAAAGCAUGGAGAAGCCACCGGCACUGUUGUUCGGUGAUUUUAUGGCGUUCGGAGCGGCCAGAGAGCAACGAAUCUACGAGGAACUCACCGAAAUCCCGAAAGUUAAGAGGACUUUGGAGGACUAUUUGGAAGAUUACCGCUUCUCCGUCGGUAAGGACAUGGGGAUAAUUUUCUUCAUGGACGCCAUCGAGCACGUUUGCAGGCUGGCUCGAAUUCUUCGAUCCGAGAGGGGCAACGGCCUUCUCGUCGGUGUCGGUGGAAUGGGAAAGCAAAGUCUAACGAAACUGGCGUCCCACUUGAACGGUUACAAAUGUUAUCAGAUCGAAGUGACGCGUACGUACGACAAGAACGCCUGGCACGAAGACCUUCGACGGUUUUAUUUCGAACCCGGUGCCCUUGCGAUGCACACGACGUUUUUAUUCACGGACACGCAGAUCGUACAGGAAGAGUUCUUGGAGGACAUAAAUAAUACCUUAAACACGGGGGAGGUACCGAAUUUAUACGAGGCGGACGAACUAGAAAAAGCUAUCAUAGCCACCAGACCCGCGGCGAAAGAAGCGGGUAUUACCGAAACGAACAGAGACGGAAUAUAUCAGUUCUUCAUCGGAAGGGUCAGAAAUCAGCUUCACCUAAUGAUCUGUAUGAGCCCUAUAGGCGAUGCGUUUAGACAUCGCUGUCGCAUGUUUCCAUCGUUGGUGAACUGUUGCACGAUCGAUUGGUUCACUAAAUGGCCGAACGAUGCCCUACUCUCGGUAGCGGAGAACACAUUGGCCGCGGUUGUGUCAACGGAUUCGGCGAAACUAGCUGGUCUCAGUUCCAUUUGCGUCUUGAUCCACGAGACUGUGGAAGAGGUAACGGUCCGAUUCUUCGUGGAGAUGCGUCGAAGGUAUUACACCACGCCGAGCAGUUACCUGGAGCUCCUGAAACUAUUUCGUACCACCCUGGAAAAGAAGAGAAACGGAAUCGAGACACUGAAGAGUAAAAUCGCGAAUGGGCUGAAUAAACUGCUCGAGACCAACGAGAUGGUCGCCGUUAUGAAAGAGCAUUUAGUCGAGCUUGCCCCGAAGUUGAAGGUGAGCACGGAGGAAGUGUCGAAAUUGGUGAAAAUGCUCGCGAAACAACAAUUCGAGUGCGACAAAGCCAAGUACGUCGUGACCGCCGAGGAAGCAACGGCAAAAUUGAAAGCGGACGAAACAGCGGUUUUGGAAGCUGACGCUAGACAAGACCUCGAAGCGGCGAUACCUGCCCUGAUGGAAGCUCAAAAGGCAUUGGAAGCAUUGAACAAGAACGAUAUCAACGAAAUUCGUGUAUUUAAUAAACCGCCACAUUUGGUACGCUUCGUCAUGGAGGCCGUUAAUUUGUUGCUCGGUGAAAAGACAGAUUGGCCGUCGGCCAAGUUGGUUCUCGGCGACAUACAUUUUCUCGACCGUUUGAUGGCGUACCCGAAGGACGAGAUAAGCGACAAGCUUCUAAACAGGCUGCAGGAAUACGUCAAUCAUCCGGAAUUUCGGCCGGAUUUGGUGGCCAGGCAGAGCAAAGCGUGCAAGUCGAUGUGCAUCUGGGUGAGAGCGAUGGACGGCUACGCCAAGAUCUACAGAGUUGUCGAGCCGAAACGCCAAAGGUUACACCAAGCGGAAGCGGAGCUGCGAGCGAUCGAAGAACUUCUUGCCCUCAAGCAGGGUCAACUCGCCGCGUUGGAGAAAAAGAUCCAGCAGUUACAGACGCAAUACGAUACGGCUUUGAAGAAUUUGAAAACUUUAGAAACGAAAAUGAUGCUUGCAGAGGCGAGACUGAACAGAUCCGGUCGAUUGACGUCCGCGUUGGUGGACGAACGGAUCCGAUGGGAGAAAAUGACGCACGAGUUCGAUAAUCAAAUCGUGAAUUUAACGGGUGACACGAUGGUCGCCGCCGGGGCUUUAGCGUAUCUUGGCGCGUUCACCAACGAGUACAGAGAAGAAUUGGUCCAGAUUUGGUUGAACAGUUGCAAAAACUAUGACAUAAAGACUACAGAGAAUUAUAGUCUGAUCUCGAUAUUGGCUGACCCAUACGAAAUUCGACUAUGGAAUACGUAUGGGUUACCGAGAGACAAGGUCAGCACGGAAAACGCUAUCUUCGUGACGCAGUCGAAUCGUUGGCCUCUGAUGAUCGAUCCUCAAGAACAGGCGAACAGGUGGAUACGGAACAUGGAACAAGAUAACAACCUGAAGAUCUGCAAACUGACGGAUACGAAUUUCACGAGGAUACUGGAAACGUCUAUAAGGCUCGGGACACCUGUACUGUUGCAAGAAAUCGGAGAAACGUUGGAUCCUAGUUUAGAGCCCGUGUUACUUAAACAAAUCUUCAUGUUGGGCGGCAGGAUGCUGAUACGAUUCGGCGACACGGACGUCGACUACGAUAAAAAUUUUCGGCUGUACAUCACGACAAAGAUCGCGAAUCCUCAUUAUCUGCCGGAAGUCUGCAUAAAAGUGACUAUAGUGAAUUUCACUGUGACCAUUGGAGGCCUCGAGGAGCAAUUAUUGGCGGACGUGGUGCGCCUUGAAAGACCGGACCUCGAAACAAUGAGAACCGAUUUGAUAAUGAAAAUAAACGCCGACAAGGGCCAGCUGCAGAGUAUCGAAGACAGAAUACUGACGCUGUUGUACGGUGCGGGCGACGAUAUUCUGGAUAACGAGGAGUUGAUAGAGACCCUGAACGACAGCAAAGAGACCUCCGCGAUCAUCGCCACCAGAUUGAUCGAGAGCGAAGCCACAGAAGAGAAGAUAUCGGUGGCACGUGAACGGUAUCGAUCGGUUGCGAAUCGUGGAUCUGUCCUCUAUUUCGUCGUGGCCAAUCUCGCGAACAUCGAUCCUAUGUACCAAUUUUCAUUGAAGUAUUUUAAUCAGGUAUUCAAUUCGGUGAUCGAAAUGACCGAAAAGGACGAGGAUCUGAAUCGACGAUUGCAGACGUUGCUCAUCGAGAUAACGCUGGCCGUUUAUACGAACGUCUCGCGCGGUCUCUUCGAGAAACACAAAUUGGUCUUCAGUUUUAUGCUGAAUAUUGCGAUCCAUAUAAACGAGAAUAUUGUCACCCAGGCGCAAUGGAAUUUUAUGUUACGUGGCGCCACGCAAAUCGGCGUGGUAAAUAUGCCGGAUUAUCCGACAUUGACGGGUCAAAUGUGGGCCUCGGUGAAUUACCUGGCCAACACGUUCCCGAGCUUCAAGAAUAUCAUGAAUGACGCGUUCAAGAUAAUUCAGUUAACCGUUGGAUAUUUCCAGGAAGCUAUCAAUGUCAUACCGACCAACACAAUUAAAGCGACGCGCGACUGGGACAAUCGAUUGACUGACAUAGAAAAGUUGAUGUUGCUGAAAGCAUUGAAGGAAGAUCAGUUGAUUUUCGCAAUCACCGCCUACGUGGCGAAGAAUCUUGGUCAGAAAUUCGUGGAGUCGCCGAUGGUAGCGUUGCAGCUCCUUUUCACAAACACGUCGAACAAAAUACCGUUGGUGUUUAUCCUCACCACAGGAUCGGAUCCGUUCAGUGGAUUUCUGAGAUUUGCAGCUGAAACGGGUUUCUCCGAGAAAUACGAUUCCAUUUCGCUGGGGCAAGGUCAAGGGCCUGUCGCCGAGGGCCAUAUACGAAAGGGCACCAUGGAGGGUAGAUGGGUGUUCUUACAGAAUUGUCAUUUGGCUACCUCGUGGAUGAUUAAGAUGGAGCAAAUCGUUCUGGAAAUCGCCGAGGAACAGGAGGGGAAGAUACACGCCGAUUUUCGAUUGUUUCUGAGCUCGAUGCCGAGCGUCGCGUUUCCGGUUUCUGUUCUUCAGAACGCGGUGAAGGUGACCAACGAACCGCCGAAAGGUCUAAAGGCGAACAUAAAAAGAGCGCUUCACGAUUUGGAAGAUGAAUUCUUCGAGCAGCACUUUUUAAAAGAAAGAUGGCGCAAAACUAUAUUUGGAGUUUGUUUCUUCCACGCGAUCAUUCAAGAACGGAAGAAGUUCGGUCCAUUGGGGUGGAAUAUUCUUUAUGAAUUCAACGACAGCGACAGGGAGUGUUGUUUACUUAAUCUGAAAUUAUUCUGCGUGCACGAGCAGAUACCCUGGAACGCGUUGAUAUACACCACAGGCGAAAUUACUUACGGAGGUCGGGUCACAGACAGCUGGGAUCUAAGAUGUAUGAAAACCAUACUGGAUAUAUUCUUCUCUCCUAAAACUCUAAUAGAGAAUUAUGUUUAUUCGCCCUCCGGGAAAUACUACUGUCCUGUCUUCAAGACAUUGCAAGAGUACAAAGAUUUCGUGGAGAAUUUCCCCAUAAUCGAUGAUCCAGAGGUCUUCGGAAUGCACGAAAACGCAAACAUUAGUUAUCAAUUGAAAGAAGCACAGUUUAUCGUGAACACCAUUUUGGAAGUGCAACCGAAAGAGUCCGUCGUCAAAGAAGGAAAAUCCACUUCGGAUAUAGCGUACGAAAUUGCGGAUAUGAUUCUAGCUCGAAUUCAGUCCAAGAUAGAUCCGGAACAAUGUAAUCCGAAACACAUGAUAAGGGACUCGAAAGGAAGACUUCCGUCGCUGACCACUGUCCUCAUUCACGAGGUCGACAGAUAUAAUAUACUGCUAAGGAGAAUAUGCACUUCAAUUGAAAAUUUGCAACGAGCCAUUAAAGGGUUUGUAGUCAUGUCCGAGGAAUUAGAGAAUGUCUUCAACGCUCUUGUCAAUAAUCAGGUACCACAAAUAUGGCAUAACGCGAACGUCUAUCCUUCGUUAAAAACACUGGGAAGCUGGAUAAGAAAUUUGGAGCUACGAGUCGAUUUCAUUCAAACCUGGCUGAUCCACCAAAAACCUCUUUCUUUCUGGAUUUCUGGCUUAUCGUUUCCACAAGGAUUUUUAACAGGCAUGCUCCAAACCUGUGCAAGGAAAUAUAAUACACCUAUUGAUCAUCUGCAGUUGGAUUUCAUUCCUACCAAAGUGGUUCUUGAUCAAGAAGAAAUUGAGGAGGAACAUAGAGAAUCUGGACAUGAGGUAUUGAAGGUGUAUCAAGGCUUAGUUGCACCACAGGAUGGAGUAUUAAUACAUGGAUUGUUCAUUGAUGCUGGUAGAUGGGAUUUUCAAUCGAUGAGUUUAAUAGAUGCAAACAUAGGUGAAAUGCAUCCAACUUUGCCGGUUCUGCACAUAAAUCCAGUAUUAGAAUUAUCAAAGGAUGAUCCCAGAUAUGUUUGUCCCUUGUACAAAACAGCUGUACGUGCAGGUGUACUGUCUACAACAGGACAUAGUACAAAUUUUGUUGUUGCAGUAUUACUUCCAUCUGCAAAGGAACAGGCAUAUUGGAUCUUAAAGGGAACAGCUCUUUUAAUUGAAAUU